CGUCACCGACCAGGAAGCCGCCGGCCUCUGGUGGGGAGGGAGGCUGGUGCCCCUGGGCAGGGCUGCACCCAGGAAGGUGCCCACGUCCCUGUCUAGGGGGGCUGAGACCCUGCUGGACCGUCGCCGGGCUGAUGUCGGGCGCGUGACUGUCAGCAUCUCCCGCCUGCUCCCUGCCCUUUGCCUAGCAACAGCAGAGGCAAGUGGGUCGUGCCCAUCAGGGCGGGCUGGGAGCAGCCGCUACGCCGGGCAUCAUGUUCAGCAGGUCUGGCUACCGGGCCCUGCCCUUGGGCGACUUUGACCGUUUCCAGCAAUCCAGCCUGGGUAUCUACGGCUCCAAGCAGGGCUUCUUCCCCACCAUUCUGGGGCGAGACCGGCUGAGCCUGGGGCAAGAUGUGGACUCUCCCCAGAGCUGGCCAUCCUACAUCUGCCACAGCAUCAUCAGUUUCCUGGUGUUCCUGCUGCUCAUAGUCACAUUCCCCAUUUCUGGAUGGUUUGCCUUGAAGAUCGUCCCUACCUAUGAGCGAAUGGUCGUGUUUCGUCUGGGACGAAUUCGGGCCCCCCAGGGGCCGGGCAUGGUCCUGCUGCUCCCUUUCAUUGAUUCUUGGCAGAGGGUGGAUCUGAGGACAAGAGCAUUCAAUGUCCCUCCCUGUAAGCUGACCUGCAAGGAUGGUGCACUGGUGUCUGUGGGGGCUGAUGUCCAGUUCCGCAUCUGGGACCCAGUGUUAUCAGUGAUGAUGGUGAAGGACCUGAACUCAGCCACCCGCAUGACAGCCCAGAACGCCAUGACAAAGACCUUGUUGAAGAAGCAGCUGCGUGAGAUCCAGAUGGAAAAGCUGAAGAUCGGGGAUCAGCUCCUACUGGAGAUCAAUGACAUGACCAAGUCAUGGGGUCUGGAAGUGGACCGAGUGGAGCUGACGGUGGAGGCCGUGCUGCAGGCUCCUCAGGAUGCCCCCUCCCUGCCAGGCCUGGACAGUGCCAUCCAACAGCUGGCUCUCCAUUUCUUUGGUGCCGGCAGCAGUGGACAUGCUCCUGUGGCAGCUGAGAAAGACACCAUGGAGAUGGUGAAUGAAGUAGAAGGGUCCCUCCCACCUGCCAGCAACCCAAGUGGUAGCAGCAAUGGCGGCACCAAGAAGAGGCCAACCGUGGAGGAGCUACUGGCUGCCGUGGAACUGUUUCUGUCCGAGGCUUUGGUCAGUCAAGUCCAGGCGUGCUACCAGUUUAAUAUUCUCCUGCCCAACAGCGCACGUAGCACCUACUUCAUUGAUCUCACUACAGGGAGUGGGAAGAUUGGAUGUGGUGUGCCUGACUGCAGUCCAGACGUGGUUUUGGAAGUGACCGAGGCUGACCUACUAGCCCUGUUCUCUGGGGAACUGAAGCCCCUUGGAGCUUAUAUGAGUGGGCGACUGAAGGUGAAGGGAGAUUUGAACCUGGCCAUGAAGAUGGAGUUGCUCUUGAAGGCCAUGGAAUAGUGGAAAAAUAGCAAUGCCUGUCCCAGGCCCCUGCCUUGAGUCCCCAGCCCCUCAAGGUGCUUGCUGGCAAUGAAUGACAAAGCUACUUCUUUGGCAUGUAAAAUGGAGCUGGGAAAGUUGAUGACUCUCGUCCCCUGCCUGGUCUGGUUCUCUUGUCUUCCUCACUCAGUUUUGUUCUUUUGACAAGUCUUUCCUGAGCCCCAUCCGUGUGCCAGGGGAGACCAUGGAAGAGACAGGAGAAGGCCUGAUACAUGCUCUCAGGGGACUCCUGCCGUGUGUGUGGAGACGAGACACACAUCUAUGCAACCGCUGGAGAGCGUUACCAAGCAAUCUAAAAGCCAGUGUUGGAGUAUGCCUGGUAUGCUCUUACUGUGAAGGCAGUAAUGAUCAAGGACUGGGCUAGUCGGGGAAAACUUCAGCUGGGCCUUAGAGAAGGAGGAGGAGGAGGAGGAGGAGGAGGGGAACAUUGCCAUCCCAGCCCAGGAAGACAGGCCUCCAACAAGCUAAUGGAAUCCAGAAUAGAGACCAGAGGACUAGGGAUGGAAGGCAGGGACUCUGUGGCCCUGGGUGUCACCUUAGAAUGGGGAGGAGAAAGGGCUGGCCCCUUCCCCUAGCAUGUCUUCAGCCUCUUGGGCCCUGAAUGUUGUCUGUCUUCCCUGUCCUGCAUGUGAUAUCAGAGAUGAUGGGAGGUGGGGAGGUGGGGCGCGUUUAUACAUCCUGACUCUUGACUGAAUUAUCUUUGUGUUUUAAAUUAAAAGACUGAAAAACCUGA
Vombatus ursinus (common wombat) is the source of this 2241-nucleotide messenger RNA. It is a transcript of the gene STOML1, whose product is annotated as stomatin like 1. Gene Ontology annotation, cellular component: plasma membrane. NCBI's taxonomy places the organism in Eukaryota, Metazoa, Chordata, Mammalia, Diprotodontia, Vombatidae. The transcript has 8 exons. The record is from RefSeq and is a predicted model, not a curated record. The coding region runs from base 252 to 1469 and encodes 405 amino acids.